AUGGCCAUGGAAAAGGCAAAUGUCACCUCGGUCUCUGAGUUCCUGCUCCUGGGCCUCUCAGAGAACCCCAAGCAACAGCAACCGCUGUUCAUCCUCUUCCUGACUAUGUACCUGGUCACGGGACUGGGGAACCUGCUCAUCUUCCUGGCUAUCGCCACUGACCCCCGACUCCACACUCCCAUGUACUUCUUCCUGGCUAACUUGGCCUUUGUGGACAUUUGCUUCACCUCUACCACCAUUCCCAAGAUGCUGGCCAACCACGUGUCAGGGCACAAAGGGAUCCCUUACGCGGGCUGCCUGACCCAGAUGUUCUUCUUCAUCUGGUUUGCUGGCGUCAAUAGCUUCCCGCUGACUGCCAUGGCCUAUGACCGCUAUGUGGCCAUCUGUCACCCUCUGCACUAUGCCAGCUCUGUAACACCACAGCUCUGCGCUCUGGUGGCUGCAUCCUGGUCUGCAGCCUUCGGGAAUGCCCUGACCCACACCGUAUUAUUGACUCGCCUCUCCUUCUGCACCCACAACCGCGUGCCCCAUUUCUUUUGUGACCUCAGCCCUCUGCUGAAGCUGGCCUGCUCUGACACCUUUCUCAAUAAUGCAAUGGUGUACACUGUGGGCGCCCUGCCCACUGUCACCGCCUUUGUGGGCAUCUUGGUCUCCUACACACGCAUCUUUGCCACGGUGCUGAGGAUCCCCUCCACCAGAGGCAAGCAGAAGGCUUUCUCCACCUGUGGCUCUCAUCUGUCUGUGGUGUCCCUGUUCUAUGGGACACUCAUUGAGGUUUAUUUUAGCCCCACAUCCUCCCACACAGCCCAGAAGGACACAGCCGCUGCGGUGAUGUACACCGUGGUCACUCCCAUGCUGAACCCUUUCAUCUACAGCCUACGCAACAGUGACAUGAAGGGGGCCUUGGGGGCCCUCAUCAAUAGGAAGCCAGUUUUUAUUCAGUGA
Messenger RNA from Neomonachus schauinslandi (Hawaiian monk seal), 945 nucleotides. RefSeq names its product olfactory receptor 1361-like. Lineage: Eukaryota; Metazoa; Chordata; Mammalia; Carnivora; Phocidae. Gene Ontology annotation, molecular function: G protein-coupled receptor activity; olfactory receptor activity. The record is from RefSeq and is a predicted model, not a curated record. Gene Ontology annotation, biological process: G protein-coupled receptor signaling pathway. Gene Ontology annotation, cellular component: membrane.